Molecule: messenger RNA, 1834 nt
Organism: Oryza sativa Japonica Group (Japanese rice)
Lineage: Eukaryota; Viridiplantae; Streptophyta; Magnoliopsida; Poales; Poaceae
Product: F-box protein At5g49610
Molecular function (GO): protein binding
Source: RefSeq, a predicted model, not a curated record
GGUGUACUGAACUGCAACGGCAUUCCCACAUCGGGGAUGCGUCGCCGCCGCUUCUAGGUCUUCUUCUUCUCGGUGACCGGCGAGGCAGCCGGCGGCCCGGCGCGGCUUUGCCGGCGAGGGCUGUAGGUUGCCGGCGCGUGCGACGUGCUCCGCGGUGAGCGCACGGGGGCUGCCGUGACCUAGCGGCCGCACCACGCGGCAAUUAAUGCUUCGUGCCUCCCAGUGAGCUGCCUUGAUCGGCUGACACCCUCUCCGCAGCUUCACCCGAGAUGGAGGAUCUCCCCAUGGGGCGGCGGAACCCGGCGGCCAGCCUCACCGACGACCUCGUCGUCGAGAUCCUCCGCCGCCUCCCCGUCCGCUCCGUGUGCCGCUUCAAGCGCGUCUGCCGGUCCUGGCGCAACCUCAUCGCCGACCGUGAGCACCGCAAGAAGCUGCCGCAGACGCUGUCCGGCUUCUUCUACAAAAGCAGCAGCGGCGAGCGCUGCCCUUGCUCGGCGCACCACUUCACCAACGUCUCCGGGAAAGGGGUGCCUCUCAUCUACCCGUCAUUCUCCUUCCUGCCCCAGUGCGACACGGUCGUCCCCUUGGACUGCUGCAAUGGCCUCCUCCUCUGCCGCUGCUUCCAGCCCGGGCCUAACAACAGCGAUGAUGAGAUUGAGCCGUUCCAUUAUGCCGUGUGCAAUCCUGCGACCAAGGAAUGGGUGAUGUUGCCGGAUGCCGACUGGGCUAAUGGCGAGACCCGCAUUGCCUGCCUGUGUUUCGACCCAGCAAUCUCCUCGCAUUUCCAUGUUCUUGAGUAUGUGGAGGCUGAAUAUGAAGAUGUCACGGGGGUUGAGAUCUACUCUUCCGAAACUGGGUUGUGGACUCUUCAUGUGAGUGGAUGGGGCGAUGAUGUGUUUCUAAGGCAUUGGGCCAAUCCGAGAAGUGUUUUCCUUAAUGGUUUUCUGCAUUCUGCUACGUGUGCUGCUGAGAUUGCGGUGGUUGACAUGGAGGGGAAGAAAUGGAGGACCAUUGCUAUGCCGGAGCCUGAAGGUGAUACUGGCAUAAUUCAUCAAACUCAGGGUCGCCUAUGUGCUUUUAAUGUUGAUCCAGAUGACAUCUUCAAACUGUCAAUUUGGAUUCUUGAAGAUUAUGAUACAGAUAAUUGGAUAUUAAAGCACACCGUUAGCUCCUUGAGGCUGUUUGGAGGGAUGAAAUAUCGGUUUGGAUUUGACUACCAAAUAAUUGCAGUUCAUCCGGAAUGUAAUUUGAUCUUCUUUGUUUAUGGAUGGGACAAAACGUUGAUGGCAUAUGAAAUGGAUCGCAAGGAAGUUCGUGCUAUACGCAAUCUCGGACAUGACUCCUUUGAGCCAUAUCUACCAUAUGUUCCACUCUUUAAUGAGUCAUUAGCAGAUGGGUGCUAACGUGCAGAGUGUCGCUUCACUUCUAUCACUGCAAAAACAUCCUUUUGCACCAAGGAUAACCAAGCUAAGAGUGAGAAAAGCCAAUCUCUGAUAUUUAAUUAGGAAGUUCAGUUUGUACUAGAAUGAUGUCUUUUCCUUUGUGUUGUUUUGAGAAUGCUGCUAAGUCUGAUGGUACGUAGUAAGUAAAUUGGCUUUUGGAAAGUUUGUCAUUGUUCUGAAGUGUAUGACUUGUUUUAUUCUACUGGUGUUUUACUCCAUGGUAGUUAAGCUUGGAUGCCGUGUUCUAAGACUGGCAGGUCUUUUUGACUGUACCAGUGUUAUCAGUUUAGGGUACCAUGACCAAUGACCAAUGUUUUGGAACUUCAAUUGGAAGUUAGGAACAUAUCACAUAUGUACUUCUCGAUUUCUUCAUUCUUUUUCUUUUUUUCUUA